Messenger RNA from Camelina sativa (false flax), 968 nucleotides. RefSeq lists its product as uncharacterized. NCBI's taxonomy places the organism in Eukaryota, Viridiplantae, Streptophyta, Magnoliopsida, Brassicales, Brassicaceae. The record is from RefSeq and is a predicted model, not a curated record.
AAAGUCCAUCUGUCAAUAUUUCAUUGGAUAUUAAAUAAUUAUAAAUUGCCAAAUCGCCCAAAUUGAUUUCUCUAACCGGUCGCUCUGAUGGGAUCUCCGAUUUCUAGAGUCUGAUCGAAUCCAAAAUCUGAGACGGUUCCGUGGUUCUUCGCCUUGAUUCUUGUUUCUUCGACGACGGUGGUGCUUCGCCGCGAGUCUUGCUUCUUCUUAGACGAUUCUGUGUCGUGUAGAGACUCCAGUCGAUUCUUACUUUUCCAAAGAAGUUUCAUUUUGAAGAUUGAAGAUAGCAGCAAUGGACGCUGAGAUUCAACAGUUUGUGAGGGUUAAUUGUCGGCUAUCGGUUCCACGACUGAACCAUCUGAUCAAUCUUAUCAAUGAAUGGUCGAGGGCAAGUCUUCAUUACGAUAAUGAAGUGAUUGAGAAUCGUGUAUAUUACUGGGUUCCGGGUUCUGUUGGAGUUGAAGUGGCUGGUGGUGACGGUGGUGGCUUUGGUGGAAAUAAUCAACACGGCCUUGGUGGGAAUGAUCAUCAAGCUGUCCAAGGUGAAGCUGUUGAAGUUUCGGGUAGUAAAGAAGGUGGAGCUGUUGAAGUUUCAGGUAGUAAAGAAGGUGAAGCUGCUGUAGCUGUUGAUGAAGAUCAUGAAGCUGGACAUGACCAUCAGAGCAAGAGAAAGCGAAUGAGGGAACAUCACAAGGAGAAGAAGAAGAAGAAGAAGAAAGUCUGAUUACUGAUGUCAGUACAUGAUAAGAGGAAGUAGUAUUGUAGUUGGGAGUAGAAGAAUGAAAAAUCCAUUGAAUUCAUUUUACGGUUUGUAAAAAAAGUCGAGAGGCAGGAAAAUAUGUUCUUGCUUUUUCAUGAUUCCAUAUUCGAAUUUCGACGACAGAGUAAACAACAUAUAGUUGAUCUUGAUCUUGCUUUUAGGGUCUGAACAUUUUUUACAUUACAAUAAUAAUAAUGGCAUCUAGGUC